This is a messenger RNA of Daucus carota subsp. sativus, 808 nucleotides long. RefSeq names its product 11 kDa late embryogenesis abundant protein. The record is from RefSeq and is a predicted model, not a curated record. The transcript is spliced from 2 exons. Gene Ontology annotation, biological process: embryo development ending in seed dormancy. Bases 87 to 590 code for a protein of 167 amino acids. NCBI's taxonomy places the organism in Eukaryota, Viridiplantae, Streptophyta, Magnoliopsida, Apiales, Apiaceae.
AACAAUCAAACAAAUAUCAAAUAUCAAAUAUCGAAUAUAUCAUCACAGUUUCUACGAGUUAAGUUGCGAGUUUUUAACACAGAAAGAUGCAGAGUGCAAAGAACGCAGCCGCAUCGGCAAAGGAAUCAGCAGCCAACAUGGCUGCCACUGCCAAGUCUGGAAUGGAAAAGACCAAAGCCACUCUUCAAGAAAAGGGUGAAAGAAUGACUGCACAUGAUCCAUUGGAGAAGGACAUGGCCACACAGAAGAAAGAAGAGAGGAUCAACCAGGCAGAGUGGAACAAGCAGGAAGCCAAGGAACUCAACGCCGCAAACAAACAAGCCACUGCGGCCACUGGAACCGGGACGGGAGCUCAUUCCUAUUCGACUACUGGUGUGACUGGGCAGCCCGCGGGCACCCAUCAGAUGUCUGCGGUGCCCGGGCACGGAACCGGGCAGCCGGCUGGACAGACGGUUCAGGGGGUGGUUGGUUCUCAUCCGAUUGGAAACCGCACUGGAACCAACACGGGGACGGGCCACACCACUGUGGGGCAUAACACUCGUGCUGGUGGCGGUGCCGCUGAUUAUGGCACCGGAGGCGCUUUUCGUUAAUUUGCUGUUAUGUAUUUGGAUGUGUUAGUAGUGUACUUUACACUUGUGCGCAUACAGUUGUGUUGGUUUUUAUUCCUACCUUGAUGUGUGGGAAGUUUGUUUUAUGUUUUACUUGGAUGCUGGACUUGCACCUUUUUAUGAUUUGCAAGUUCUAAGCUUGAUCUUGUAUGUUCAAGGUUUUCAAUAAAAGGUUUAUGGAGUAUAUUACAGAUUGUGUA